AUGUCUAGAGAUAUUGACAAGUGUCUUUUGAGUGAAAGAGUAAACACCAAAAUCAAACAAAAUGCAAGCCGAAAAGUAAAUUUUGGAUCAUAUAAUAAUUACAUUCCAGUCAGUGAACUAAGUAAGAAAUCAUGGAAUCAGCAAUAUUUUUCCCUGCAAUUUCCAAAACCACCACGGCCAGGACAAAAAAAGAGAUCAAAACCUUCUCAAUUAGAAGAGAAUACAAUUCCUACAUAUGAUGAAGAAAAAUUAAGAGGACAACAAAGACGACCAUUAUGGAUGCACCGAUCCUUAAUGACAAUUUCCGAGAGACCCUCUGUUUACUUAGCUGCCAGGAGGCAGCCAUACUCCCGACCAACUUCUACUCCAAAGGACAAAGUGGAAUCCACAGCUGUAAAGAAGUCAGCUCUGAAGAAGGGUAAAGAUGUGGGCAGUGAAAGUGAAAAAGAAACUACAGACACUGAAAGUGAAAAGGGGGAUGUAAAGAAAGAUGCCAAAAAAGACAAAACAGAUUCAAAGAGGGUCAAGGACUCAGCACCAAGUAAAAAAGAAGAUGUAAAGAAAGAUGCUAAGAAGGACAAAAAAGAUUUAAAAAAGGGCAUGGGUACAAGUACAGAUACUGAAAGUGAAAAAGGAGAUUCAAAACAAGAUGCCAAGAAAGAAAAGAAAGAUUCAAAGAAAGAUAAGGAUUCAACCAUAGCACUGGAAACUAGCAAAGGAGAUAAAAAGAAGGAGAAGGAUGUAAAAGAUGAAAAAAAGCCUGGUAAAGAAGGUAGUCAACCAGAGGACAUUAGCAAGAAAGAUGCAAAGAAAGGUGGUAAAAAAGAAAAGAAAGAUGAGAAGAAACCUAGUGAGGUAACUAGUGAGGGAAAGCUCUCCUCAAAAGAUUCCAAAGGAGAUACUGAAACAGAAUCAAUGGAUGCAAAGAAGGACGCAAAGAAGGAUGAAAAGAAGGAUGGAAAGAAGGAUGCAAAGAAGGAUGGAAAGAAGGACGCAAAGAAGGAUGGAAAGAAAGAUGCAAAGAAGGAUGAAAAGAAGGACGCAAAGGCAGAAAAGGAUGCAAAAAAGGAUGAGAAGAAGGACUCCAAGAAGGAUGAGAAGAAGGACGCCAAGAAGGAUGAGAAGAAGGACGCCAAGAAGGAUGAGAAGAAGGACAAGAAGGACGCCAAGAAGGAUGAGAAGAAGGACGCCAAGAAGGAUGAGAAGAAGGACGCCAAGAAGGACGCAAAGAAGGAUGAGAAGAAGGACGCCAAGAAGGACGCAAAGAAGGAUGCAAAAAAGGACGCCAAGAAGGACGCAAAGAAGGUUACAAAGAAGGCCUCAAAGAAGGAAUCCAGCGAAGAUUCAAAGGAUUUGAAGCAGAGUUCAUAA
Messenger RNA from Elephantulus edwardii (Cape elephant shrew), 1371 nucleotides. Its product is annotated as cylicin-2-like. Gene Ontology annotation, molecular function: structural constituent of cytoskeleton. Gene Ontology annotation, cellular component: nucleus. Bases 1 to 1371 code for a protein of 456 amino acids. The transcript has 6 exons. NCBI's taxonomy places the organism in Eukaryota, Metazoa, Chordata, Mammalia, Macroscelidea, Macroscelididae. The record is from RefSeq and is a predicted model, not a curated record.